CUCUUGCUCUCGCUUCUCAGCUCUAACAAACUCUCCCUCUCAUUUCCCGCCUUAUAUAUAUACUGAUUCCUUCACCUCAUUCAUAAUUCAAAAAUAUCUCUCCCUGUUCUUAAGCCACAUUCAAAACUUCCUUCUACAUCCACGAUGCUUGCUACGCUCAAAUCCGAAGAGUCCAGCGGCCAGCUGCAGCUCGUCGAACGCGAAGACAUCGAUGACGAUGAAGACCUCUUCGAAGCAAUCGACAAACUGAUUUCCCAAGGCAUCAAUGCCGGAGAUGUGAAGAAGCUUCAGGACGCUGGGAUAUAUACUUGCAAUGGCUUGAUGAUGCACACUAAGAAGAAUUUGACUGGAAUCAAAGGCCUAUCCGAGGCCAAGGUCGAUAAAAUUUGUGAAGCGGCCGAGAAGAUUGUGAAUUUUGGUUAUAUUACCGGAAGUGACGCUCUACUCAAAAGAAAGUCAGUGAUCCGAAUUACAACCGGAAGUCAAGCGCUGGAUGAAUUGCUUGGAGGCGGGAUCGAGACACUGUCAAUUACAGAAGCGUUUGGAGAGUUCCGAUCUGGGAAAACACAGCUUGCUCAUACUCUCUGUGUUGCCACUCAGCUGCCAACUAAUAUGAGGGGAGGAAACGGAAAAGUUGCUUACAUUGACACGGAAGGAACUUUUCGACCUGAUCGCAUUGUUCCCAUAGCUGAGAGAUUUGGCAUGGAUCCUGGGGCUGUACUAGACAAUAUUAUAUAUGCUCGUGCCUACACUUAUGAGCAUCAGUACAACCUCCUCCUUGGUUUGGCUGCUAAAAUGUCCGAAGAACCAUUCAGACUUCUGAUUGUGGAUUCGGUGAUCGCUCUGUUUCGGGUGGACUUUUCAGGAAGAGGAGAGCUUGCAGAACGCCAGCAAAGACUAGCACAAAUGCUUUCUCGAUUGACAAAGAUUGCUGAGGAGUUCAAUGUUGCUGUUUAUAUGACAAAUCAAGUCAUAGCUGAUCCAGGAGGUGGGGUGUUCGUAACUGAUCCGAAGAAACCAGCAGGAGGUCAUGUACUCGCCCAUGCAGCCACAAUAAGGUUGAUGUUCAGGAAAGGGAAAGGCGAUCAGCGCAUUUGCAAAGUAUUUGACGCCCCAAACCUGCCAGAGGCUGAAGCGAUAUCCUUUACCCGACCUUGCUUCUUUAGUAAUCUAUUAGUUUUCUUUCUCAGUUUGCGAGUCAUCUUACAAUUUGCCCCAAAUGACUUCGAAAUUAUGGCUAUUAUAUCGUGAAAUUGGCUUUUACAUAAUUCUACAUAG
Molecule: messenger RNA, 1278 nt
Organism: Abrus precatorius (Indian licorice)
Lineage: Eukaryota; Viridiplantae; Streptophyta; Magnoliopsida; Fabales; Fabaceae
Product: meiotic recombination protein DMC1 homolog
Exons: 14
Coding region: 145-1251 (368 amino acids)
Biological process (GO): reciprocal meiotic recombination; DNA recombinase assembly; mitotic recombination
Cellular component (GO): condensed nuclear chromosome; nucleus
Molecular function (GO): DNA strand exchange activity; ATP binding; ATP-dependent DNA damage sensor activity
Source: RefSeq, a predicted model, not a curated record